CAUCGUGACGACGCACAAGAGGCUCAGCCGUUGUUUGUUGUCUCACAUUGAAGUUACAACUUCCAAUUUGUUGUAGAAUACAUAAAACAUGUAUUUCUACGACUAGCUAGGGUAAUUGUUGGUAAUGGCUCCAUUGCCUCGUAAUGUUCUUCGGACCCGCUUCAACCCGCGAUCGAUCGAUUCGAUAUCCUUUCGAUAUCCCUUCGGGCGCCGAGACAACCCGUCGAAACCAAACGUAUUCAACACCCCUUCUAACCUUGCGAAUAUCUUCUCUCUUACAUAUUCGAUUAGGUAGUUAUGAUUUUAUGAGUUACGCUUUUCCAGCAGCGUUUCGUAAUGUCGAUACGAAUAGCAUUCGACAACCCGCCCGAGUUCUAUACGAAUCUCGACUUCAUUAGCGGUCGAGUGAUCUUGCUCUUACACCGGCACGAAACCAUUGGCAACGUCAUCGUCAAACUCGAGGGGGAGUCGCAUACAGCCUUAACCCUACCACCGCCGGCCGAUCGCGACGACUACUAUCGACACCGUCCCCCAGGAACCGGAAUUGGCAAUGUUGUUACCGAGAAUCACAAAAUUCUGUAUCGCGUGUUCCAGGCCUACUCUGAUGACGGCACUGGGAUACCGUUGCAACCCGGCCAGCAUGAGUUUAAGUUCAACUUCAAGGUACCGCUCAACAACAUCUGCCAUGAUGGAAAGGCGAUGGGCAGCCUGUUGGGCCUGGGCGGUCUAGGGAGUGGGUUUCGUACUAUGGACGGCACAAAGCAGCUCAUGCUCCAGCACAUCAAAGCUACUUUACCGCCCUCGCUCACAGGCUUCCCACAGGAGGCUGAGAUACGUUACUAUAUAAAAGUUACUAUACAACGGCCUGGGUUUUUCAAAGAGAAUUGGCGACACCAGGUCGGCUUCAAGUUCUUACCCGUCGAACCUCCCCGACCACCGAAAACCAGCCAGGAGGCUUUCGCCCGAAGGCCCUUUACUUUUAAACCGCGCUCCUUAACCCACCAGAGGAAAUCCUUCUUCGCUAGUAGAUCGUCAACAACAAGCCCGCUGGAAGAUCCCUCCCAGAUGCCGCCUUCGAUUGAGAUGUCAGCGCGCAUACCAUUUCCCAGCAUCAUAACGUGUAACGAACCUCUACCCUUACGACUAAUCGCGCGGAAGCUGGCGCCGACAACGUCGCGGGACCAACAGGUGUACUUAACAGCACUCGAAGUAAUUCUGGUUGGCUACACGCAUGUACGGGUGCAAAAUCUAUUGAACACCGAACGAACGACAUGGGUUAUCGUCUCCGCGCCGCAAAUGUCCCCUCCCAUCGCGCUCUUCGAAAACCCCGCGCACCCCGUCGACGCCGAAUUCGAGAUCCCCCCCACCCUCUGGAAAACCCGCCGCCUCCCCAACACCGUCGCGCCCUCCUUCCGCACAUGCAACCUCGCGCGCCGCUACGAGAUCGAGAUCACCCUUACGCUAAGCUGGGGCCUCCCCACCCCUUCCACGAACCCCUUCGUAACCCAAAAGCAGCUCCCGCAGUCCAUCACCCUGCCCCUGAAGCUCUCCAAGAUCGACGUGUUUUCGGGGAUUUCCCCCCCGCGCGAACUAUUAAAUUCCGUCAUCACCAACACUAUCACCACCACUACUACUACGGGCCCUGCGCGCCCUCCUCAACUACCCCAAAGACCAACACCUCAACAGCAGCAACAGCUGCGCCCGCCCGUCGACCCGCUGUACCCCCCGCAGCUGGGCACCGCGUCCGCGGCCAUGUACGACGACGCGCCGCCCAGCUACGACGAGGCGAUGGCGGACCAGCUCGCCGGGCCGUCGGCGCGGCCUGCGUAUAGCGGUGUUACAGCCGAGAAUUCGCCAAGUACGAUGCCGCCUGAGAAGUCGUGACCAUGGGUGGUGGUGGUGCUGCCGUUGUAUACCUAAUGCAUAUAAAAAUAUAUACAUACCUACCUAAGCUAAGGUAAAUAUUUCAUAUUAUGGAUAUGCGAGCAUCGCGCUGUGUACCUAUUAUAGAUGAGGGAUGAAAGAUGUAAGGGCAAAGCUGGAAUUCUGGGAGGUGCAUUACACGGGAAAAUAGCGAGGCGCUGAGCGAGCAAUGUACGAUGAGUGAUACCCCCCUUCCCUCCCAUCGGAAGUUAUUGUUGGGUUGGCUUGCGUGAUGUACUACAUACGAAUGAUUACAUUUUGUUCACUGUUGCGUUUCAUGGUAUAUAUAUGUAUUGGCGCAUGGUAAAUAGAGUGGCAUGGGUAAAAGGGUAGAUGGGUACGGGUAUGGGAGGUUGAUAUCGGUUACUAUAAAUUUAAUUGAUAAUAUGACUCCCUUCAA
Messenger RNA from Daldinia caldariorum, 2323 nucleotides. RefSeq lists its product as uncharacterized. Gene Ontology annotation, biological process: ubiquitin-dependent endocytosis. Bases 337 to 1884 code for a protein of 515 amino acids. Lineage: Eukaryota; Fungi; Ascomycota; Sordariomycetes; Xylariales; Hypoxylaceae. Gene Ontology annotation, molecular function: protein-macromolecule adaptor activity; ubiquitin protein ligase binding. The record is from RefSeq and is a predicted model, not a curated record. The transcript has a single exon. Gene Ontology annotation, cellular component: cytoplasm; cytosol; plasma membrane.